CUUCACCAUAAGGCUCGAGGGCAGUGAUAACCGUCUGACUGCUUACUGUGUGCUGGGCCAGACUUAGGGCAGACGCAUGCCUCUGAGAGCAAUGCAUCCUGGGUCCAAGUCGGCUCCCCUCUAGAACCAUGCCUUUCCUUGACCCAGUAAGUCAAGAGAGGUGAGAAGAGCCAAACCCCGCUGAAGGAUCAGUCUUAGGGAGGGAAGGAACCUAGUUUGGGGGAGGGGGAUCCCAAAGAGUGAAACCACUUCCUGUGUUAUGGCUAGUUCCGGUGUUGACAGAGAGGAGCUGAGGGGGAGGUGGGGAUGGAGGGAGCAGUGUGGCCGCCUGAGGGGUUCCUGAGGCCCUGGAGAUGAGAGAGCAGGACUCUGUCCCAGUCAGGAGCCUGCUGCUCUCCUGCAGCUGGACUGCUUCCCAGUCUCUGUCCUCCCCUGGGGCAAGAGAGGUCCAACAAGCUGUUUGGGUGGGAAAGGAGAAUGGAGGAAGUUGACGGAGAUGGGCGGGGCCCAUGGGGGGCCUGACCAGGAACCCAGCUUCCUACUCAGUACCCAGGCAUCCAGCCCCCGGCUCACCCCCCACCCCUUCCAGCCCCCAGUCCCCUCAGGAACCCAAGGUUCCGGUCCUCCUCCCAAAUUCCAGCCACCCCUCCACCGUCAGUGUCUCUCCCCCACCCCCAAGUCCAGGGAUGGAGGCUGAAAGACCCCAGGAAGAAGAGGAUGGUGAUCAGGGUCCUCCGCAAGAUGAUCAGGAGGGCUGGCCCCCUGUGAGCUCCGCCACUCGGCCUUGGCGAUCGGCUCCUCCCUCCCCUCCUCCUCCUGGAACCCGCCACACAGCUCUGGGGCCCAGGUCCGGCUCCCUGCUCUCCCUGCAGACAGAGCUCCUUCUGGACCUGGUGGCUGAGGCCCAGUCCCGCCGCAUAGAGGAGCAGAGGGCCACCUUCCACACCCCCAAGGCCACCCCAAGUGUAGCCCCAACCCAACCUCGGCUUCUUGAGGACAAAGAACAGCUCUACAGCACCAUCCUUAGUCACCAGUGCCAGCGGAUGGAAGCCCAGCGGUCUGAACCGCCUCUUCCCCCGGGAGGACAGGAGCUCCUGGAGUUGCUGCUGAGAGUUCAGGGAGGAGGUCGAAUGGAGGAGCAAAGAUCCCGCCCCCCUCCACACACCUGCUGAGACCUGAGUUCCCUACUAGUGCCUUCUCUCUGGGACUCAAAGCUGGGCCACCCCCCCGCAUGCCUUCCACCCUGCUCGCCAGGGGUACCAGAGA
Molecule: messenger RNA, 1266 nt
Organism: Acomys russatus (golden spiny mouse)
Lineage: Eukaryota; Metazoa; Chordata; Mammalia; Rodentia; Muridae
Gene: Gpsm3
Product: G protein signaling modulator 3
Exons: 4
Coding region: 510-1172 (220 amino acids)
Biological process (GO): regulation of inflammatory response
Molecular function (GO): protein binding; GTPase regulator activity
Source: RefSeq, a predicted model, not a curated record